Propithecus coquereli (Coquerel's sifaka) is the source of this 1508-nucleotide messenger RNA. RefSeq names its product eukaryotic translation initiation factor 3, subunit E (gene EIF3E). The record is from RefSeq and is a predicted model, not a curated record. Bases 17 to 1360 code for a protein of 447 amino acids. Gene Ontology annotation, molecular function: translation initiation factor activity. Gene Ontology annotation, cellular component: cytoplasm; eukaryotic translation initiation factor 3 complex; nucleus. The transcript has 13 exons. Gene Ontology annotation, biological process: translational initiation. Lineage: Eukaryota; Metazoa; Chordata; Mammalia; Primates; Indriidae.
CUUUUUCUUUGGCAAGAUGGCGGAGUACGACUUGACUACUCGCAUCGCGCACUUUUUGGAUCGGCAUCUGGUCUUUCCGCUCCUCGAGUUUCUGUCUGUAAAGGAGAUAUAUAAUGAAAAAGAAUUAUUACAAGGGAAGUUGGAUCUUCUUAGUGAUACCAACAUGGUAGACUUUGCUAUGGAUGUAUACAAAAACCUUUAUUCUGAUGAUAUUCCUCAUGCUUUGAGAGAAAAAAGAACCACAGUUGUUGCACAACUGAAACAGCUUCAGGCAGAAACAGAACCAAUUGUGAAGAUGUUUGAAGAUCCAGAAACUACAAGACAAAUGCAGUCAACCAGAAAAGUAACAAUACUACACAAUUACAUUGCUAACUUUUUUUCUUUUCAGUUUAGGCAGGAAUAUUUAGAUACACUCUACAGAUAUGCAAAAUUCCAGUAUGAAUGUGGGAAUUACUCAGGAGCAGCAGAAUAUCUUUAUUUUUUUAGAGUAUUGGUUCCAGCAACAGAUAGAAAUGCUUUAAGUUCACUGUGGGGAAAACUGGCAUCUGAAAUCUUAAUGCAGAAUUGGGAUGCAGCCAUGGAAGAUCUCACAAGGUUAAAGGAGACCAUAGAUAAUAAUUCUGUGAGUUCUCCACUCCAGUCUCUUCAGCAGCGAACAUGGCUCAUUCACUGGUCACUGUUUGUUUUCUUCAACCACCCUAAAGGUCGUGAUAAUAUUAUCGAUCUCUUCCUUUAUCAACCACAGUAUCUUAAUGCGAUUCAGACAAUGUGUCCACAUAUUCUUCGCUAUUUGACUACAGCAGUUAUAACAAACAAGGAUGUUCGAAAACGCCGGCAGGUGCUAAAAGACUUAGUCAAAGUUAUUCAACAGGAAUCUUACACAUAUAAAGACCCAAUUACAGAAUUCGUUGAAUGCUUGUAUGUUAACUUUGACUUUGAUGGGGCUCAGAAAAAACUGAGGGAAUGUGAAUCUGUGCUCGUGAAUGACUUCUUCUUGGUGGCUUGUCUUGAAGAUUUCAUUGAAAAUGCCCGUCUCUUCAUAUUUGAAACUUUUUGUCGCAUCCACCAGUGUAUUAGCAUUAACAUGUUGGCAGAUAAACUGAACAUGACUCCAGAAGAAGCUGAAAGAUGGAUUGUAAAUUUGAUCAGAAAUGCAAGACUCGAUGCCAAGAUUGAUUCUAAAUUAGGCCAUGUGGUCAUGGGUAACAAUGCAGUCUCACCCUAUCAGCAAGUGAUUGAAAAGACCAAAAGCCUUUCUUUUAGAAGCCAGAUAUUGGCCAUGAAUAUUGAGAAGAAACUUAACCAGAAUAGUAGAUCAGAGGCUCCUAACUGGGCAACUCAAGAUUCUGGCUUCUACUGAAAAACUGUAAAGAAAAGAUGAAAAAACCAUAAAAGAAAGAUGAAAUAUUAAAACCAUUAUAAUAAAGGGUAACAUACAUUUUAGAAAUAAUUAAAUAUUGAAUAUAAAUUUUGGAGAAUUUGAAUAAAAUUAGCCAUGGUGCAUUUUA